UGGCCUGUGGAUCCUGAGGGGCCCCUACUGGCCUCCACAGGUGGCGUCUGUGACCUGCCAGGGCCCCCUUGGCAAAGGUACCAGCUCUGCCCUCCUUUGUCCCCAGGACCAGGUCCCCCCCUGGGGAGUGGUUCCUGCUGCCGAGUCAGGCCAUGGGGAGGACAGACAGGGUACACUUACCGAUUGGGGGUGGGGAGAGUCUCUCCCAAGGGCCUCUCCUAACUCCAUGGCCAGAAAGCCCUUCUUCUCUGCUGAGGGAUAGUGGGAGUGCUUCCUGAGGACCGGACCCCAGUGUGAGCACUUUUGUGAUCUGAAUGCCCUGGUGACCUGCACUGGACCCAAGAGCACUGAGGCUUGGGGAGGGAGUCACUUGCCCCUGGCUGCCCAGCUCGGGAGCAGCGGGGCUGGGACUGGACGGAGCAAGGUUUUAUUAUUAACUUCUCAAAAAGGCAGGGCCAGAUCUGAGAGCAAGUGCAGCCACCGUCCUCUGUGAACAUCUCAGGGUGGCUUCUUCUCUGAGUCCUGUCAGAGCACAGGCUAGAUAGCCAGCAGGCGUGCAAGGUUCCUGCAGAGCCGGCUCCUGAGGGACAGAGUGGUCCUCGGGCCAGCCACCUCAUUCUGUCAGUGGAAGUCCAGAACUCAGAGAUGGCGGGACACUCGCCUGGGAUCAUACAGCAAAUUAGCAGCAGAGCCUGACCACCUGCCUCCCAUCCACCCUCUCCUUCUCAGUCACAGGGCAGGAAGGGACCUAAAAGUCAGCCAUGGCGAGGGCCACCCUGCAGGGUGAGAGUGGCAUGCUUGGGGUCAGAGAGCAAAGCCAGCCCUUCCUGCCAAUGGGGGCAUCUCUCAGGGUUUCAGGGAAGCCCUUAACCUUGUUCCAGAAGAGCUUGUUCCCAUCUUCAUCCUGAUCCCCUUAGUGUGGGAAAGGAGGCUGGGCUAAAGCAGAGGAUUUUCAUUCAUUCAUUCAUCCAUCCUUCCAUCCAUUCAUUCAUUCCUUAGUUUAUUCAUACAUUCACUCUAAAAGUGUUUAUUGAGCCUCAGCUGCAAGCUAAGUACUGUGAGAGGGCUGGAGCGUCUCAGGUCUCUGAGACCGCAGGCUUCUUUCCUCACUUCACCUGGGUCAUUACCAUUCAGAAAGAGUGGCCCUCUCUCCUCCAGAUCUCUGGUGAUUUGACUUCUUGUGCCAAAACCUGGUUGCAGCCUUGUUUUCUUGGAUGAGAAUCGCCACGGGACAGAGUUGGCCAGGCCGACUGCCUGCACGCUCAGCCGUCCACUCGGCUGCAGUGCCUGCCUCGUCCAGUCCCAGCUGAGCAGCUGUCAGCCUGGAGCACCCGUGCUGGCCUCCCGGGGAUCGGCCAGGGCAGCCGGGCGGCUUGUGCAUCCGCUUCAUUAAUAAUGAAUCGCCAGAUGCCUCCCACACCUCCCGCGCCUCUCGCCAGUCACCUCAUUGACUUGGUGGGAGUCUCAACAGCCACGGUGAGCAGACCCAGGCUCCCUCUGAGAGACCUGGGGAAGCCUGGAGAAGCAGCUGCUUCCCGAACCCCCUGGCUGCCACACUGAUGGGAGACACCCUCCCUCCCCCUCCUGCUGUCAGAGGACGGCAGUGUCGCUCAUUGGUCGCGAGUUACUGGCAGCCCAGCCCUGCUGGACACAGCUGGGCUGGGGGUUCAGGCGGGCAGAGCCAGACCAGGUGGGGCAGAGGACGGACCCGCAGAGAAGGGAGAGAAAAUGGCAUUCCCCCCCACCCCUGGGUUUCUGAGUUCUAUCUGAUCAGAUCUUCUCUAGCACAUUUCUGGAAAUUUGACUCUCUUCUGUCUGAGACCACAUGGGCUUUUUCUACAUCAUUGCCUUUGGAAAUCUUCACUUCUGGCAGCUCCUUCAGCUUCUGGGAUAAAGUCUUGUCCCAGGCGGAGAGGGGCUUCCAGGGGCAGAUGACCUUGGAGCCCAGAAAGAGAGGGGACGUGGUCAGGAGCUGAUCGCCGGCGACAUGCAGGUGUCCUUCGUAUGCUCGGAGCACGGCCUCAAGGGCCGGGGCCCUGAGGAGCGGCUGGGCCGGCCAGCGGCCAGCAGCCCCAGCCUGGGCACCCGAGGCCGCUUCCGUGCGGUGGCCAUGGUGGCCCGGAGCCUGGGACAGCUGUCGGUGCAGAGCCUCCCGAGCGCAGGCGACGCCAGCGUGAAGCAGCCCGGGAUGAAGUAUAGGAACCUGGGCAAGUCGGGCCUGCGGGUCUCCUGCCUGGGGCUCGGAACAUGGGUGACCUUCGGAGGCCAGAUCACCGACGAGAUGGCAGAGCAGCUAAUGACCUUGGCCUACGACAAUGGCAUCAACCUCUUCGAUACCGCAGAAGUCUACGCGGCGGGCAAAGCUGAAGUGGUGUUGGGAAACAUCAUCAAGAAGAAGGGAUGGAGACGAUCCAGCCUCGUCAUCACCACCAAGAUCUUCUGGGGAGGAAAAGCUGAGACGGAGAGGGGCCUUUCCAGGAAGCACAUAAUAGAAGGUCUGAAAGCUUCCCUGGAGCGGCUACAGUUGGAAUAUGUGGAUGUGGUAUUUGCCAACCGCCCAGACCCCAACACGCCCAUGGAAGAGACAGUGCGCGCCAUGACUCACGUCAUUAACCAGGGGAUGGCCAUGUACUGGGGCACAUCGCGCUGGAGCUCCAUGGAGAUCAUGGAGGCCUACUCCGUGGCCCGGCAGUUCAACCUGAUCCCGCCCAUCUGCGAGCAGGCGGAGUACCACAUGUUCCAGCGGGAGAAGGUAGAGGUGCAGCUGCCGGAGCUCUUCCACAAGAUAGGAGUGGGCGCCAUGACCUGGUCCCCUCUGGCCUGCGGCAUCGUUUCCGGAAAGUACGACAGUGGCAUCCCGCCCUACUCUAGAGCCUCUUUGAAGGGCUACCAGUGGCUGAAGGACAAGAUCCUGAGUGAGGAGGGCCGGCGCCAGCAGGCCAAGCUGAAGGAACUGCAGGCCAUCGCCGAGCGCCUGGGCUGCACCCUCCCCCAGCUGGCCAUCGCCUGGUGCCUGAGGAAUGAGGGGGUCAGCUCCGUGCUCCUGGGUGCUUCCAGCGCAGACCAGCUGAUGGAGAACAUUGGAGCAAUACAGGUCCUUCCAAAACUGUCGUCUUCCAUCAUCCACGAGAUUGAUAGUAUUUUGGGCAAUAAACCCUACAGCAAAAAGGACUAUAGAUCCUAAGAAGCCCCCAACCAUUUGCCUGGACAGUUUCAUCUCCCUCCUAGCCUCUCUGUUUGCUCGCUUAAGCUAUUUUGAAGCCAAGAGUGUGGUUUGCAUCAAAAACAAAACAACGCACCAACAUGUCAUCAGGAGAAGAUCUCAAAAGUCGCUGCCACACAGCACCCGCUGCUUCACGGGACUAACGUCAGAUUCAUGCCGGAGGGUCGGCAUCAAUUCAAAGGCGUUUGAGCCGUCCCGCCCAAGCCUGCCGCCUCUGCUCAUCUUCCACCAAGAAACGACAUUUCUCCUAGCCACGCCCCAUCUCAGAGACUCAAGUCCAGGCCAGGCCGAGACCCGUUGGGGCCUGGGAGCUGGCAGAGCUGGCCUCUCCUCUGCCGAGAAUCCCACCUGGUACUGGGGAGGGGAAGAGGAAGCCAGGUCUGGCUCUUCCUGUGGCCCCUCGGCUGGGCCCUGGUUGGGGUGGCCUCCCACCAGGGUCUCCCUCAUCCCCCCUCUUGCCAAGGGCUCCAGGUACUGUCAUUGGGCCUGACAUCAGAUUCUCCCACACCCGCUUCUCCACACCACCUGCCCUGCUGGGUCUCCAAGGGGCCUUCAGAGCUGUCCUUUGAUGCCCACCCCCACUCUUGCUGGCAGAGGCAAGGAUCCAAGGGGGUUCGAUUGCUCCAGGGGGGACCCACAGGAAGUCAGGGGUCUGACUUCAAGCUCGUCGCCCCACUGGCUUCCUCAUCCUCACAAUUGAUGAGCCCCAGUGCCCAGACUCCAGCCCAGGUCCCUCCCCACCUGGUGCCCAGUCCAUUGCCCCUCUGUCCUUGCCCUGGAAGGCCCCAAGAUCAUGUGUGCUUCGCUGGACUGUGGCUGCUGACCACACAUGGUGUGGCCAGCCUCUGCUCUGCCCGGGGUGGUGGCCUUGGGGUCUGCAGAGAGGACAUUCUGGGACCCUUCAGUGAGGGAAGGUCCCUGGGGUUUUCUGUGCUUCAUGCCCAGGGCCUGGGCAGCAACCACCCACAGUCCAGCAGAAGACCCUCGUAGCCUCUCCCUGGAGCAGCAUCCCCAGCAAGGGCUCAGACCAGGUCAGGUGGGGUGCUCAGAGCUUGUUGCCAGGGCAGCUAAGCAGCAGUUCUACCCCCAGGACACCCUUACAUGGCCUCUGAAGAGGGAGGGAUGGCUGGGUUGAUCAUUCCUUUCCACACCCCACACCCCAGCCUGGAAUAGGCUGGGCACAAGGACAGAGGACAGGACCUUCAGAAGUGUCAGCCCCUCUACAGCCAGGCCUGGGGCUGCAGGGAAGGAGGAGGAGGGGGGCCCUCAGCCAGGAGGCCCAGCCCCCAUGGUCCUGAGUGGCACCCCAGCUUUUGCUGGCUGUGCAGGGGACCCGAGCCAGGCUCUGUGAAUGCACUGGCCUUCUGUGUAUGGGCCUGGGUGACUCCUACCCUGGGCACUCCCUACAUUCUCACUCACCCCUGGGCAGACAUGGACCUCCCUGCCAUUAUUCCCAAAGGCCUGCCGUCCAGUCCUGACAGAGCUGAGGCCUAGGAAACUGACUUUAGGAAAGCCACAAGGUGGGGGGAGAACAACUUCCUCCACUCCAGACCUUUGUGCUGACCCUGGAGUCUAGAACCUUCUCCCUCCUUGUAGACUAGGCCCCUGGGGGUCUUCUUCACCAAGUCUCCUGCAAGUUUCACCCUAAUGAGCGUGAGGAGGGAACAAGCCUGUCCCAGCAGAGUUGCCACCAUCACAUGGGUGGGGGGCCUAGCUCCGAGGACAAGAUGCUAUAGUCCACCAGGCAGAGCCCAAGUUUCCCAACAGCUUGCCACGCUCAGGAGCCAGGUCACCUGCCCCUCCCUGGAGAGUCUGGCUGGACCCCCUCCACAGCGCUACCACCCUGCCCACCCACCAAUGGAAGAGGGACCUGGGCUUGCUGUUGGGCCCAUGUUUGGGCCUGCCGCCCCCACCCCACAAGCUUUACAUCUGGGAAGGACAAGCCCAGUGGGAGACGUGGGCUCUCAGGGCCAAGCUCUUCCAAGGCCAAGAUGCCCAGCACCAAGUCCCAAGCCUGUUCCAGACCCUGGGGUGCUGUCUGCAGCCUAGUUCUGCAUUGCACCCCCUGCAAGUGGGUGUGGAAGGAUGGGGCUCCGCUUGCUGAGGAGCAGUCCCCAGACUUAGUGGGAGGUGGCUGGAGUGGGGAAGGGAUGCAGUGGGGCUCAAGAGCAGGGAGAGCCUGGAGAUGAAGAGCUUGGCCAAGGCAGGCCCUGGAGGGGAAGCCUGGGCUUCGGCAUGGGUUUGAGGCCAGCCAUCCUCACCCUACCCUGUUGAGGAGAAGCCCCCCUGCGGUCCCCAGCCAUCUGCCAGCCAGCCUCUCACCCUCCCCUGGAAGCAAAGUUUGCCCCAGGGGUCCACCUUGGGAGUUCCCCCCCAGGGCAGAAGGCCCAGUCUGCGUGGGAGCGGGACCAGUCUUCCUUGCUAAGGACACAUGCAGCCCCUACCAUUUUUCAUCCCAAAUCUACAGCAAGUCUGAGGUCCCAAGAAUAACAGAGGGGUCUGCCCUGUCUCCUGUUCUCUCUGGCUGUGUAAAUAAUGUGCUGUUUCUCUCCCCCCCCUUUUUUUUUAAUAACUGUGGCUCCUCAGCUAACUGCAUCACCCCACCCGCCCCAACAGGCAGAAACACCGUAUGCCUCGCGCUUCCAAUGACACUCAGUGGAGACACAGCGCCGUAUUUAUGGAAUGACAAAAUAAAACCCGAGCCCAUCAGGGUCUGCUCCUC
Cervus elaphus (red deer) is the source of this 5945-nucleotide messenger RNA. RefSeq names its product potassium voltage-gated channel subfamily A regulatory beta subunit 2 (gene KCNAB2). The record is from RefSeq and is a predicted model, not a curated record. Gene Ontology annotation, molecular function: potassium channel regulator activity; voltage-gated potassium channel activity; transmembrane transporter binding. The coding region runs from base 1988 to 3184 and encodes 398 amino acids. Gene Ontology annotation, cellular component: membrane; voltage-gated potassium channel complex; cytoplasm. The transcript has 14 exons. Gene Ontology annotation, biological process: potassium ion transport; regulation of potassium ion transmembrane transport; regulation of action potential. NCBI's taxonomy places the organism in Eukaryota, Metazoa, Chordata, Mammalia, Artiodactyla, Cervidae.